GUCUUGAAGUAAAGAGGGACUGUGGAGCUCUGUCAACGAGGUUCACUGCUGUGGAUACGAGGAACGCUGCGCUGGAUUCGGACGCAAAAUGAUGUGACCAGGCUGCUAGGACCACUUUUCUAAACUUUGCUGCUAUUCGUAUUGCUUUCCCGCGAAAGGAAAAUAUACAGACUCCUGUCGAGCAAAACUCCUACGGGUGCCUAUUUGAGUCUGGCGGCGAAAAGCUCCUGCAGCCCCGAAGAGAGCCUGCCCCGACCGCGAUAGACCGGACACCGGGCUAGUAUAUCUGUGUUCGCACCGUGCAAUUUUUAGUGUCAGUGUGAGAGAACUGUACAAUACCACCAGCCAUGACUAUGGAAGAACUGCAGCAGAAGUACCGGUCCUGCGCCAAAGAGCUUCGCCUGUUUCACGGCGAACUCAUCUCAAACGAGAAAAACGUGAAACGCCUCGGUCGAGACAUCGCAGAGAACGAGACCCAACUGGAAGCCUUCCACCAAGAGAUCCGAAAAUCCGAGGAAGAGCUCAACAAAUUCCACCAGGAACUCAGAGACAAGGAACGGAAAAUCCUCGAAGGCUUCUACAAAGACUUAAAGAAAGACGGGAAAAGGACAGACCUUGAAGAAGACGACGGCUGGCUAAAGCCUCGCUACUUCAAAUCGCCCGCUCCUGCAGAAAAACGUGAAAAAAGCAACGUUGAAGAGGAGUAUAGAAACAAAUACUUAGAAGACUCCCGCUUGGUGAUUAAACGUAAGGAUCACUAUAUAGAGGAGGCUCAGAAACUUCUGGACGAAAAGGAUAAAUAUAUCGACCAGUCUCGGGCCUUGGCCAGACAGAAGGACAUCUACAUUAAAGACUUCCGUAAGCUUGGAGAGACGAAGGACAGGUACAUCCAGGAGUCGAAGCGGGUAGAAGAGGAGAGAGACAAGUGGUUGGCACAGAUCAAGCAGCUAAUGGAAGACACAGAGAACUGCGUGAAGGAACUGACCGGGACACGGGACAACAUGACCAGGGAACUGGACAACAUCAAGGAGGAAAGAGCGAAGAUGCUGGGUGCCCUGGAUACUUACGAGUUCGAAUCGCAGAGGUACGCCAAGGAAAAGGAGCGACUUCGAGACGAACUGCAGCAGACCAAGUUAGAAAAGGACAGGAUCACAAAAGAAAAGGACAAGUACGUGUUUGAAGACUACAAGGGCCGGGAGCGGACCGCCAAGCUGAGGGAGGAGCUACACGGGAUCAAACAGGAGAAACAGAUGCUGGACAGGACAGUGCGCAUGCUCAAGGAACGUACCGAGAAGUACGAGGAGCGCAUGCGCAGACAGGACAAGCAUAUCCACGACCUGAGCAGCCAUAUCCGGACCCUGACUCACGAGACGGAGAAGAAAACUAGACUCAUGGAGUCAGAGAAGGAGGAGCUACAGAAGGAGAAGAAGAAACUAGAAAAAUCUCACACCAAAUCUGAGGAGAAACUGAAGAGGAAGAUCCAGGAGAUGUCAGCCACGGUAGACAAGAAGGACCGAGAGAUCAGCAUCCUGGUGAAGAAGCUCAACACGCAGGCCAAACAGAUAGAAAUCACGCAGAUCCAGCUGCACCAGAAGAAGACAGGCAAGGCGGCUGCGGGGGACAGUUGAU
Branchiostoma belcheri (Belcher's lancelet) is the source of this 1629-nucleotide messenger RNA. RefSeq names its product tropomyosin-like. The record is from RefSeq and is a predicted model, not a curated record. The transcript is spliced from 4 exons. Bases 348 to 1628 code for a protein of 426 amino acids. Lineage: Eukaryota; Metazoa; Chordata; Leptocardii; Amphioxiformes; Branchiostomatidae.